This is a messenger RNA of Heterobilharzia americana, 2232 nucleotides long. Lineage: Eukaryota; Metazoa; Platyhelminthes; Trematoda; Strigeidida; Schistosomatidae. The record is from the annotation of a GenBank genome assembly.
GGUGAAUAAUACAAUCAGGGUAAUGAGCGAAAGAGAUGAACUUGUAGAUUGUAUAAGCAUAAAGAAUCGUGGAUUCAGUCUUUUCCGGUUUCAUUGAAGACAAAAUAACAUCUCACAGUGAUGGCUUCGAAAUCUUUUAUGGAUGUGGUAAAGGAUAUGAGAAGAGCGUCAAAUUUCCGUAGAGCUUCAGUAUAUAAUGAAGAUUUUCUGAUAACUCGUUUACCAGAGAAAAUUAUGUUACAAAUCUUCUCGCAUCUUACCCAUCCGGAACUAUGCAAUAUAGCACGUGUAUGCAAAAUGUGGCGGCGCUUAGCAUACGACCAGUCAUUGUGGCAGUCACUUAACUUAAGACCUGAAUAUGGUGGGAUAUUUGUGAAAUCAAUUGAUGAACUGCUGAACCUAAUUCACCAUCGAUCUGGAAGUGGUUUAAGACGUAUUGAAUUGUCCAGUGACUUAGUUACUAUACCAGUUUUAGAAGAACUCGGAAAUCGAUGUCCAAAUCUUCGUUAUUUAACUCUGGAUUUUAGCAAUGCUAUGCAACUGCAUGACUUUAAUGAACUGGCUGCAUUUCCUUCAUCAAUUAAAUAUCUAUGCAUUUGUUUAAGUGAUGUCAUAUUCAUGGAGGGUUUAAUGAGGAAAAUAUAUCCUUGUUUAUCAGCUGUUGAAGUCUUACAUUUAAUUGGUACAUUUGAAUUAGCUACAGAAGAAGAGGAAGAAAUAUAUGAAGUGAUUAAUAUUAGCAAAAUCAAAGCACAUACACCAAAUUUACGAGUGGUCAACCUAUUUGGCAUCAAUUUUAUCGAAGAUAGUCAUGUGGAAUUGUUAGCUAGCAACUGUAUUCAUUUAGAGUGUGUUGCUCUAAACUUUUGUUUAAAUGUAAAAGGGUCAUCAUUUACCCUAUUGUUUGCCAACUGUAAAAAAGUUAAAACAUUACUACUUGAACAUUGUGGUCUUCGAGAUGAAUAUAUGAUGGCCGCACCAUGGGAAACUUCUAGCAUUUGUGAACUUGAUAUUACAUCUACAGAAUUAUCUGCAGAAUGCCUUGAAAAUUUCUUGACACGUAUACCAUAUUUCACUUACUUGGCUGCUGGACAUACAGAUUUCUUUACUGAUCACAUAUUAAAUACGCUUUGUGAAAUAGGUAAAUUUAAACAAGUCAAGGCUAUUGACUUGAGUCAUACGCCAGCACUGAGUGAACAGUCAGUAACAAAUUUUCUAAAACUUUACGGUCAUCAGUUACAUGGUCUUAUGUUACAUGGGAAAGCUGCCUUGGCUGAAUACUUUUGGACAACAGUUAUUCCAUAUCUUGGAGCAAUAAAGGUAUGUGUACUUGGUGCAUCGCAUGGUUGGUUUUUCAAAUACAACACAAGAGUACACAUUGAUAAAGUUCUUGAAAGUUUUGCUGGAUGCUGCCCUAACUUGGAAGCUUUAGAAAUACAGUGGGAUCCAGAUACCAUUCGUUUCAGUGAUAAAAGUAGAAAAUUCAUAGAUCGAAUAAGAAUCAAAUGUCCUCGACUGAAGUCUUUAACCCUUAGUGAUGGGAAAUAUUAUGAAAUGGUUAAAGGGAACUUUGAAAGAGCAGAAUGCCCACGUGUUGUACGCACUACAACCACAUAUAAUACGAGUAUUAUCAGUUUACUGCGACGUUAUAAAGAUUUGAGGUUUAACUAGCUUUGAAGUAUUAUAUAUAAUAUAUAUAUAUAUAUAUAUUUUAUAAAGUAUCGUGAAAAGUGGAAGAAAACAAUCAAGUGAGUUAGUUUUUUAAAGGCGAUUAUAAGUUUCAGUUUGUUUGACAAAAUUAUAAACUGUUAUCAGAGUAAUGCAUUGAUCACUGACCAAACAAAAAGUGGGCCGCGGCAUUUAAAUGUAUUCAUUAUUCUACCGAAAUGUUGGACUGAUACUUUAGGAUAUCUAUAUACAUGUAAACUGAGAUAUUUCUUACAUAACACUAUUCUGUGUUUCGUUCUUCAUGAAACGUGGGAUUAUCUUAUGUAUUUUUCAGAAAAAGAAUAUGUAUUGCCAAAUUUUUUAUAGGAAUAAUUUUUAAUUUAAUUCCAAACUUUUUGAAUGUAGCUUGGCAUAACUAAGAGCUAAAAACUUUCUUUUUCGUACAUUAUAUGAGUAGAUAGAAUAAAUGUGAUCAAACUAUGUAAAUGACAAGGAAUAAGAGAAUUGUAGCCUUUUUCUUAUGUAGUUAUUUUAUGAUAAUAAAUAAAUGUGUUUUAUGCAAAA